Molecule: messenger RNA, 3836 nt
Organism: Lingula anatina
Lineage: Eukaryota; Metazoa; Brachiopoda; Lingulata; Lingulida; Lingulidae
Product: short transient receptor potential channel 6-like
Biological process (GO): calcium ion transmembrane transport; single fertilization; regulation of cytosolic calcium ion concentration
Cellular component (GO): plasma membrane; cation channel complex
Molecular function (GO): store-operated calcium channel activity; protein binding; inositol 1,4,5 trisphosphate binding
Source: RefSeq, a predicted model, not a curated record
UUCGGUCGCAGCAAAUUUUCAUCUGUGUCAAUAUCAACACCGGGUUGGACGGUGUCAUUGGCGUGCGGUGGAAAACAACAUUUUUUAUAGGAAACAUGUUUUUGUGGAAAGCGUGACCCAGAAGCGAAAAAGAAGUGCAACGGCAAACGUAGUGUAUGAAAAUGACUGAACUGCGUCGGUUAACCCAGAUUAUCAUCUUUAACGUCGAUUUGAUUAACAGAUAACAGACACUCCUACGACACGCGAGACAGUGGCGAAUUAGAAGCAUACACUUGAAAAGGAAUUGCUUUUACCAAAUGCUAGAAAUACCAGGCAAACAAAAGUAUUGACAAACUAAAGAUCAGUAUUGUAAUGCGUUGAACUUGCAUAGGUUUUUGCAAAAAUGGCGUUCCAUGGUCGACUGGAUAGUAGCACUAACAGAGUGUUUCAGGAGAUAUUUGCCCAAAGAUACCAAACCAAAGAGGUAGAAGCGGCCUAUCUGAAGGCUGCCGAGACUGGAGACUUGCUGUCAGUUAUAAGCUUUGUUGUGGACAGCAAUGUCAAUAUCAACUGCGUCGACUUUAUCGGCAGGAGCGCGUUGGAACUAGCCGUUGAAAACCACCAUUUAGCAAUAAUUCAAUAUUUGUUUCCAAAAUGCAGUCUAGAGUGUGCCGAGAAUGCUCUCCUUCUUGCGGUAGACUCGGGCAACGUUCAGAUCAGCGAAAUACUUUUAGAACAUCCCUCAUUCAAACACACAAAAGUUCACGUGGAGAGCGGUCCUGGCGAAGGAAUAUACCGAAAAACGGCUGAAAACUACCGGUUCGCACCGGAAGUGACUCCAAUCAUCCUGGCUGCCCUCAAGAAUGAUUAUUACAUAACGCAGCUUCUUUUAUCGCGGGAGUUUAGAAUUACGACUCCCCAUGUAUAUUUCUGCGAGUGUACCUCGUGUAGCAACAUGCGACGGUUUGACUCGGUGAAGUACUCCCGCUCACGCCUCAACACGUACAAAGCUCUGGCCAGUCCUGCCUAUUUAACUCUGUCUGGGGACGACCCUAUAUUUGAAGCAUUUCAAUUAAGCCAUGAACUGGAACACUUAGCAAGCGUGGAAAAUGAAUACAAGAGCCAAUACCUAGCGUUGAGUGACCAGUGCAAGGACUAUGCUGUGGAGUUUUUGGACUUGUGCCGCACAAACGAGGAAGUCAUGGCCAUACUUAACGGAGACGUUCAACCAGGAAGAGGCGAGGAUGAUGAAAUGGAUGACGAAGAUAUUUUAGCGAAUGGAUUCGUCCGACUUAAAAUGGCACUAAAAUACGAGCAAAAAAGGUUCAUUGCCCACGCUGCUUGCCAGAGACAGUUAUCACUACUGUGGUAUUCCUAUGUCCCAUGGGUGCGUUACCGGAGUCAGCUUACCAUGAUGGUCAUAUUACCUCUGAUCAUUCUCAUAUGGCCUAUUGCAUGUACUCUGUACAUUCUGUGCCCUCUUAAAAACAAGUUCACCAAGAUAAUGCGAAGCCCAUUCGUAAAGUUUGUCAACCACGGAUACUCUUAUUUCAUGUUUCUUCUACUGAUAUUCAUAGCCUCAAUGAUGAAAGGGCACAUGUGGACGUUAUUUCUGUGCGAAUACAAAAAUGAAUUGCCCGCUUAUAUAAACCUGAUGAUUUUCAUGUGGGUCCUAGGUAUGCUGUGGUACGAGUGUAAUCAGGUCUGGUCUCAGGGUUUGAAGGAACACUUUAAAGACUGGUGGAACUGGAUGGACAUGACUUUACUUGGGCUUUAUAUCGGCUCGUAUGCUCUUCAGUUGGCGUUUGCCAUUCAGUAUAGGGAGGCAUAUUGCCUGCAACAAAGGCACAGCAACACUGCCUCCUACGACUGCGCAAAACUUGACUGCCUGGUCGAAAAGGGAAACUGCUCGUCUGUAACUUCUGUUUUCCACGCAAAAACAGGCUAUGUUGAUCCGAAUAAAGCGUGGGAAGCAUGGCCCGAUCCAAGACAGCUAGCUGACGUCCUGUACGCACUUGCUAAUGUGAUGAGCUUUACCAGAACGGCGUAUCUGCUGCCUGCCAACGAAUAUCUGGGGCCGUUACAAAUAUCUUAUGGAAAGAUGUUACAAGAUACUGUGAAGUUUUUUGUAGUGAUUGCUCUUGUCUUUAUCACGUUCAUGGUGGGCCUUACAAGUCUGUACCAGGUCGACCGUUGUGAAAAUAAGGCUUUCACAUCACCAAUAGAGACAUUCCGGAACCUGUUUUGGGCAACAUUCGGCAUGGGAAACAUCAUGGCACCAGAAAUCAACGAUGCCUAUGUAAAUUACAUCCAGUUUUCCUACCAUAAGGACCUAUAUGCUCUGACCGAGGGAGUGGGAUAUGUUUUAUAUAGUCUCUACAUCAUAGCGGUGGCCAUAGUUCUCCUAAACAUGCUGAUCGCCAUGAUGAGCAACACAUUUGAAGGUGUCUAUAAUGACAGCGACGUAGAGUGGAAAUUUUCACGCGCUGAACUAUGGAUGACAUACGUGAAGGAAUACAGCGCACUGCCGCCCCCUUUUAAUAUUUUACCCACAUUUCGGUCCAUUAUUGAGAAGAUCAGAAAGGCAUGUAGGAAAAUGUGUUGCAAGUGCAAGUCGGACGACGACAUCUUAAGAGGAUCACAUUUUCCGGCCAAUUACAGGAAUCGCAAAUUUGCUAUUGAAGACAAUGGGCCAAUCGAGCUUUCAUCAUACAAACGAAUUCUAAAGAGGCUGAUCCGACGUUUUAUCUAUAAAAAACUUUACGACACUCUCGAGCAGGACGAAGGCAAUAAAACUGGCAUUGCACCUGACGAUCGAGAGGAUAUCCCAGGUUCCUCUGUCUUUGUGGAUAUAACCAGUCUUAGGGAAGGCAUGUGGAAAAUCUCUGAAGACAUCACGUAUAUCAAAAGCGGCGUGCAGGAAAGCAUCGACAAUGUACAGAAGGAGAACAAGCUAUUUGCUGACGAAAUAAAGACAUAUUUAAAGGAGAAAAAACACCAAAACGGCUACGGAAAUGAUAUUAAAGAAAUUAAACAACAAGUAAGGACCCUUCAGGCGGAGAUGAGUGAACUUGUAGAAUUAAUGAAAGCACAUUUAAACACCACACAACCGUGUGACGUCACGUCACGUGAUGGUGUGGUGCGAGAGGCAGCAGUACGUGGGGUGGCCGCAUGUCACGUGCCUAAAGAGUCUGCAACUGAUGAUCAUGUCAGAGAAGCUUCUUCGAUGUAAAGUUAUGUUAAUGCGCUGACUGUGUCUGUGUUAAAACUCACGUAAUUGUUUAAAUACCACUGAGUUGACGGCGUAAGAAAACCCAGUGGGGACACUCGUUUCAUAAAUCUACAGUAUUCUUUUUUGUUCCAAAAAGGACGUGACCCCGACGUGAUUUGAACACGCAACCUUCUGAUCUGGAGUCAGACGCGCUACCGUUGCGCCACGGAGUCCUCUAUCAGAAAAUGCAGCUAUAAUACACCUUGUCUGUAGAGUUGGGAUAAACCAUAAGAUUAAAGAUAACAAAAUACAAUUAUCUUUGACACGCAAUAACGCUAGUUUUACACACACACACACACCUAAGGCACAAACGCAUUUAGAUUAAAAUUCCUCAUUUAGAACUUGUUAUAAUUCGCUAUUAUGUCCAAGUUUCAACGGAGUAAGUAGCAGACCUCGAGAUAUUUUCACCAAAGAGAGAGAGAGACGCUGUCAGUCUCAUAUCGCAGCAAGGUUUUUUUUAGAUGUUAGUGUCAAUAAUUAAAACUCCCUAUACUCAAAAUGCGUAUUUUGUAUUAUUAGCACACUAAAUGGUUACGGUGAGCGCGCAAGGCAAAUUCUAUCAACGCUACUCGUGUAAUUCGCCAAU